This is a messenger RNA of Cyanistes caeruleus (blue tit), 10148 nucleotides long. Lineage: Eukaryota; Metazoa; Chordata; Aves; Passeriformes; Paridae. The record is from RefSeq and is a predicted model, not a curated record.
UUCGAGUGUGUUCCUGAGCACCUGCAGCUGCUGGCAGCUGUGUACACUGAAUUCUAAUGGACUUCUAAGUGUAUCUAAUUAAGGAGGCUGGUUUUGUGUGGUGAAUUUUGUUUGGACUUGAACAUGCGAUUGGCUCUAUUUGUCAUUUUUAUCUCGUGCUAGUAAAACAUGCAGCUGUUCUAUCGUAGCCCUGAAAUGGAUCUAUAUGUCAGUCCCCACCUAUUUGAAGGUGCAGGUAGUCCGUUUGUUCUCUGGGGUAGCGCAGAGCAGCAGCUAUUCUGAAGGAGACACUUUAGGUAUGUAUUUUUAUGUGCAGAAAAAGGUAAUUUUAUUUUUUGAAUUUUACAACAGAUAAAAAUUCAGAGGAGAGAUGCGGGGUGGGUGGGAGAAGGAGAGAAGAAGCAGCACUGCCCACUUGUAGGAAGGGAAGGAAUCCCCUCCAGCUGACAGUUCUUUUGGGAAGAGUUUGCUGGAGGAGGAGAAGAGAUGGGAGACAAAAAAUUAGCAGGAAGAAGCUGGAGGGAAAUGGUUUGUUUUCUUUCAGUAACCCCUAACAGAGCCAUCUCAAAGGUUGUGUGGACAGAACUGUAGAAGACACUGAUACAGACAUUUAUUUUCCUUUUGUGUCAUCUUGUAGUUUAAAUGCAUGUUUUUCUUGGUUCCUUGCUUUAUCAGACUUCUCUCUGUGAUUUAUAAACCAAGUCCUUUAGGAAGACAGGAUCACUGCCUUGAGCAGCUGGAGUCCAAAAACAGCAGUAUGUAAUUCAACAGCCCAUGAUAUCACAGGGGCUUCAGAGGAUAAAACAUUGGGAAGACGACAACGUGAGGAACAUGGCCAUAGAUUCCCAAAGCUGAGGGUGGGAGGAAGAACUCCAUUUGCUGGAGUGGAUAUUUAGAUAUUGAGCAAAUGGGAAGAGCGGUGACUAAAGAAGAGAUUUGCAUAUGUAGAAAGUAAUGAAGUUGACUCUUUGCCCACAGAGGGAGAGGACAGUGUAAGAAACACUUUAUUAUACAAGAAUUAGGACACAAGAGAGAUGUCCUUGGAGCAUCUCUGAGUAGGUGUCUAAACCCAGCCUAGGUAGUCCCCAGGAGGAUGUUAACCUGUGCUCAGACUGGAUUUUCUCCUGUAUUCUGUGGUAGAAAUGGAUUUUCAGUUACUUAUCUGAUAACUUGUGAGAGAAUAGUUAUAUUAGACUGUUGUGUUGUCACUUUUGGUGCCUGGGCAAUGUCCCUUUAGGAAAAGGACUGUAACGUGAUAGGCACAGCAGCAGAGGACUGGCCUUUGUCUAAGAGAUCUCUUCCAGUUCACUGUUGCUUUAAUGAUGGAUGUCCCAUGAGGAUGUGGAUAUAGAUUCAUUAUGCACAAUGGCAGUAAAGAGUGAGUUGGUGUUUGGCUGAGAUCUUCUAUUUAUACUAGGACAAAAUAAAUUGAAGCCAUUUUUCCCUUUGUGGAAAUAAUUCUUGCUGUCCCAGCCCUAUUAUGAUUUCCAUUUUUAACUCGCCAGUAAAACAUAAAUUAUUGUGGUUGUGCAUGACCUGAUUGAUAACAUUCAUGCAAAAUGCACCAGGGCCAGAGUUCCUUGAAACAGUAUGUGCCUGUGAUGGAUGGAAAUGCAGAGAAGAUUGACCGGUCCUCAAUGAGGUUAGAAACCUUUUUGCUGUAAUGAAAGCAUGUUCCUGCUAAAGGAUCUCAGGAAAUGCACUGGCUCUGCCUUCUAGGCAAACUGGAAUAAUUAAGUGUGAGAGAAAGUUUUUUGCAGGCACAUGUGAUGUUCCUUUUGAGCAUAAUAAAUAAUUUUCAUAUUAAGAACUGGAGGAAGACUCAGAGUUGUAAAACCCCUUUUGUACCAAUCUUGCUGCCCUUGCACAUGGCUGGGGUGACACACAGUUGUCAGUGAGCUCAGCCGUGGGAGGAUUAAGCCAAUAGUCCCUGCUGUUAUUGCUGCAGAGAGCCUCAGACUAUGGCAAGGCUCUUUUACACUGGGGAUUAAAUCACAUUAGCCAGUUUAUGCACUAUUAUUGUGAAGUGGGGGUUCUCAUUUGAGAUACUGAGUGGCUUUAUUGUUCCCUGAGCAGGGAGGUGGUCUUUUCACCUUUGCUCAGCUUAAAUAUUCCUCCUUUCUCAUCCCAGAGAAGAGACAAAAAUGAUAGUUUGGCAGCCACUGGCUUGGAUUUUUUAGCAGAAUGCCCUUAGUGAGGCUCACAGAGGUUGCUGCAGAUGAAGUCCCCAGAGAUUCUGUCUCUGUAUCUUCUUGUAUAGCAGCAUUGAAAGAAAUUGUCAUUCUUUAAUAGCAGGUUUGCCAAGAAAAUACGGUUAUUGUUGAUUACAAUUUUUUUGUGGUGCUUUUUUCUGACUUUCAGAGCCUACCUUUGAACCCUAGAAGAGUUCACUGGGUUUAACUUGUGUUUAGAACACUUAGACAUCAAACACAAACCAACAGUGACUUUGCUGUUUGUGGUUUUCUCUUACAGCACCAUUCACUCCUGAGUGUUUGUGGGGGGAUCAUGGACGAACCUGUGAGGGGCCACAUGUGGAGUUGUGCUGGCUCAGGGUGUCUAAUGCUGAGGCAGCAAAGCUAACAAGGAUAUUGCUGUUGGAUAGGCAAUGAGGUGCUUUGCCCCUCUGAGUAGUGCUUUCUCAUACUCUGGAGCUGAAUGCAGUGCACAGGGAAGCUGCUGGUUUAAUAACACAGCUCCAGAGAAAACGCCAUCCCGCAGGAAGAGCAGGAAGGACUUGGAGAAUGUUGCAGAGGUCAAAAGGAGGUUUUAACCGAGAUUUCCAAAGUAAAUGAAGAACUGUCAGACAAUGACACCGAGGUGCUUUCCAGGCAUCAGGAGCAGCAGAGAAGUUUUGUCAUCAAUGGUAUUUUCUGCAUUGGAUGUCAAAUGUGAAAAUGAAAGAGAGAUGGCUGUAGGCCUAUGACAGCAGCAGGUCCCAGGUGGUGUUGAGAAAAGGAAGGUAAAUGUGAUAGUUGUCCUGAAGGCAUGGUUAAUUUACUUGGGCAGCUCAGAAUGAGCUAACGUUCCACUAGAGAAGAUAUUCCAAAGUCACAGGUGCUGUGCUUGUUCUUGUAUCGCGUUGUGUCGUGAUUCGUGCAAUAUAUAGCAACACACAGGUCUGUCACUGCCUCACCACUGUCAUGCUGGAGUGGUAAUGGAUUAUAUUCGUACUCUUUAGUUAUGCCUGUUACUGUUUCAGCUUGUGUCAUCACUCAGCAUGGACAGGGUGAGGCAUGCCUGUUGUUUGGAGAGGAAAAUACUGUGUCUGCAGUUACUGUAAAUGCCUUAACACUGGCAUUGCUUCUUGCUCAUGUUUGUGAUGCUCACUGGGUUGUAUGAAAGCAUUGGGCUGCUGGCAGAAUUUUGGGUGACUAUUGGGCGAUGUAUCAUAAUUGACUAAUCUUUCAAUUUACAGAAAAGUAAAAUCUCAUCAUCUUCAAGUUACUGAAGUAUUUGCUGUGAGCAUACAAAGAAACCAACAAAAAACAACAACAAAAAAAACCCAAAAAGAAACCCAAAAAAGAUGGUAUAUUGAAUAAUAUUUGAGCCAGGCCUCUUAUAUUUUAUAAUGGACAGAAUAUAAUAGAGACAUAUCUAACAUGUACAUUAGCAUGAGUUUAAGCAAGCUGUUUGGAUUUCUGUUUUACUAAACUUUUACAUGGAUUUUUAUUACAGAAUGUAGCUUACUUCAUACCGAGAAAAAGCUGUUUAUCCUAUCACAAUGCCUUUUAUCUUUAAUUAUCAUUUUUUCUUUUAGAAUUUCUGCAAUUGAGUUUCAAUUUCUGUUACACAGUUUUAUGGUAAUUCCUUGGAUAUAGAAGAGCUUCCUGUUGAGGUGCAUGUCUUGGUGUUUGUUUAGCUUGUCUGAAAAUGUCUGAUGUGUUCAAUACGGUGAGAAAAAUCAACAGUUGCAAAGGAUAAUCCAUGGGCAAACAGUGUAGAGAGCAAGCAGGGAGCGCUCCCUGCAUGCCAGUGAUAUGUCAAUGCUUACGUCCAAAGUUUCACAUUUAUUUCUGCUAAAAAACUACCAGAGCUAAGAGAAGACCACAGGGAAACAGUUAAAAUUUUGAGACAUUGUGGCAGUCAGUCUCAGGGCUGUAAUGGGUAUUGAGAGCAGGAUUAAUGAGGAGGAGCAUCCUAUGGAGGACCAGUGAGCAAAGUCGGUUUGCUCUUCUCGUCAUCAGUGUCAGAAAACUUCCUCAGGUGUUGGUGUUUUGUGGUAGUUCUAUUGUCAGUGACUUUGGAUAAGAUUUUUCCAGCUCCUGGCCUUGACUGCAGGGCUUGUUUCACAGCUGAAUUUCAACACCUGCUCCUGUCUCCCGCCCUCUUUAUUGCCUGUCCCUGGGACCUCUCUGGGACACAGCCUGUCUGCUUCUGCAUUGUCUUUGCUCUCAGCACAUCCAUGUUUCCAGGGAAAUGUGCUUUUUAGUGUGUUUUCAUGAUUACAGAUGAACUGAGGGAAUGCAUGCCAGAGGCAGAUCCUAGGAUGAAUUUGGAAGUACAGAAGUUGAAAGCAUCAGCAAAUCCUGCAGUUUCUACUAUUGUUCCUUGCUACUGCACAAUUGGCUGGGCUGAGCUGUUUGUUAUUUUCAUUUCUGUUAAGAGCAGCAAUAACUGGACUGGUUAUAGAAUCUGCAGCAGUGGGCCACUGAAUCUGGCUCAGCCUUGCUUUUUUUUUCCCCCAAGAUUUUAAGUUAGUGCUAACUUUCAGAGCCAUAAAAUGACUGUCAUCUGCUUUUCUUUCCAACUUCUUGGUACUUCAUUUUUCAGAGAUGAAUCUUAAUACCCAGUUUUGUCUUUUAAAGACCCUGCCUGAACCCUUCGGUCUCCUUUGUACUCAAGUUGUAAGUUAUCUGUGCCAAAAUGACUCUGCAGGAGUGCGUCAGCAUCUUCCUUCAGACCUCCAGUGUCUGCUGGUGGGGAAGAGCCAUGUUGCUGAAGAUCACCUUGUCUUCUGGAAGCAGAAACACAUUGAACAGAUGAAUCCCUUCAGCCAGACAUUCCUCCAGUAGAUCUCUUUCUCCUCAUGGAGCACUCAGGCAGGGAGGAGAUGGACUUGAAAGAGGAAAGUCCUCAGGUGUGGACUGAGUCUGCAGCACAGGAACAGAACAGUGCUCAGGUGCACUUUGUCCCCGAGGGUGGGGCAGUGGCCCAGAUCAUGUACAGUGACGAACAGGAGCGCGGCCCCGCACAGCAGGUGGUUUACACAGCUGACGGCACCUCCUACACCUCUGUGGACACCUCGGAGCACACCCUCGUUUACAUCCACCCCAUGGAAGCUACACAGACUCUGUUUACAGAUCCGUCCCAAGUGGCUUAUGUCCAACAAGAUGCUACCACCCAGCAGGUAACGGUGCUCUUGCCUGCUGCUGCUCAGAGCAUGAAUCCCACCAACCUGUCUGUGCUCGGCAGUGUUGCUGACCCCCCCCAGCCAGUGACUCUGGAGCAGGGGCCACAAACAGAUAGAGCAUCAUUACCGGUGCAUAACCAGGUGUUACCUCCUAUGGAGGCUGUGGAGGGUUCUGAUCCUUUAGCACCUUUGCAGAAUCAAAUGGAAAGGAUAGAAACAAAAGAGGAAGAUGAUGAGGAUGAAGAUGAGGAUGAAGAUGGGGAAGACACUGACAUGGAUGAAUGGGAUCCAGAUCCACCUCGACCCUUUGAUCCAAAUGAUUUGUGGUGUGAAGAGUGUAAUAACGCACAUCCCUCAGUGUGUCCAAAACAUGGACCGUUGCAUCCCAUCCCAAAUCGGCCUGUGCUGACCAGGGCAAGGGCCAGCCUUCCCCUGGUGCUCUAUAUAGACAGGUUUUUGGGAGGUGUGUUUUCCAAAAGGCGUAUACCGAAGCGUACACAGUUUGGGCCUGUGGAAGGACCCCUGGUCAGACAGACUGAGCUCAAAGACUGCUAUAUCCAUUUGAAGGUUUCUCUUGAUAAGGGUGACAGAAAAGACAGAGACUUGCAAGAAGACCUGUGGUUUGAACUUUCCAGUGAGGCUCUGUGUAACUGGAUGAUGUUUGUGCGUCCAGCUCAAAACCACCUGGAGCAGAACCUGGUGGCCUAUCAGUACGGCCACCACAUUUAUUACACCACCAUUAAAAAUGUGGAGCCCAAGCAGGAACUCAAGGUGUGGUAUGCUGCCUCCUAUGCUGAAUUUGUGAACCAGAAGAUCCAUGACAUAACUGAGGAGGAAAGGAAGGUGCUCAGGGAGCAGGAAAAGAACUGGCCGUGUUAUGAGUGCAAUCGGCGUUUCAUGAGCUCGGAGCAGCUCCAGCAGCACCUCAAUUCCCAUGAUGAGAAGUUGGACUUCUUCAGCAGAGCCAGAGGCCGAGGUCGUGGGCGAGGAAAGAGGAGAUUUGGACCAGGCAGACGCCCUGGGCGACCUCCCAAAUUCAUGCGCAUGGAAGUAACCAGUGAAAAUGGUGAAAAGUGUGAAGAAGGGACACAGGACUUGCUGCAUUUUUCCAGCAAGGGGCAGUUUGAUGAGGCUGGACAAGCCCCACUGAAUGGGCUGGAGCAGCAGGAACAGACUCCAGUGCCACCAGAGCCACAAGCAGCACUGGAGCAGCAGGAAAACCACAUACUCCACAUCCAGCCACAGCACGAGGGGAGCACAGUGCCCACACAGAGCACCAUGACAGCAGAUGACAUGAGGCGAGCAAAGCGCAUCAGGAAUGCAGCUCUGCAGCACCUGUUCAUCCGGAAAUCCUUCCGCCCGUUCAAAUGUCUGCAGUGUGGGAAGGCCUUCCGGGAGAAGGACAAGCUGGACCAGCACCUGCGGUUCCAUGGGCGGGAAGGGAACUGCCCGUUGACCUGUGACAUCUGCAACAAGGGCUUCAUCAACAGUGGUGCCCUUGAGAGCCACAUGAAGUUCCAUAUGGACCAGAAAACAUACUCCUGCAUUUUCUGCCCUGAGUCCUUUGACCGCUUGGAUCUGCUUAAGGAUCACGUGGCCAUCCAUGUCAAUGAUGGCUAUUUCACCUGCCCCACCUGCAAGAAACGCUUCCCAGAUUUUAUCCAGGUCAAGAAACAUGUGCGCAGUUUCCAUUCUGAGAAGAUUUACCAGUGCACAGAGUGUGAUAAGGCUUUCUGCCGCCCCGACAAGCUGCGACUCCACAUGCUGCGGCACUCAGACCGUAAAGACUUCCUGUGCUCCACUUGUGGCAAGCAGUUCAAGAGGAAGGACAAGCUGCGAGAGCACAUGCAGAGGAUGCACAACCCAGAGAGAGAGGCCAAGAAGGCUGAUCGGAUCAGCCGCUCUAAAACCUUCAAGCCCCGGAUUGCUUCCACUGACUAUGAGAGCUUCAUGUUCAAGUGCCGCCUCUGCAUGAUGGGUUUCCGCCGCAGGGGCAUGUUGGUGAAUCAUUUAUCAAAGAGACAUCCAGACAUGAAAAUAGAAGAGGUGCCAGAGCUCACGUUGCCCAUCAUAAAACCCAACAGAGAUUACUUCUGUCAAUACUGCGACAAGGUGUACAAGAGUGCCAGCAAACGCAAAGCACACAUCCUGAAAAACCAUCCUGGUGCUGAGCUACCUCCAAGCAUCCGGAAACUGCGUCCUGCAGGCCCAGGAGAGCCAGAUCCCAUGCUGAGCACCCACACCCAGCUGACAGGCACCAUUGCCACCCCUCCAGUGUGCUGCCCUCACUGCUCCAAGCAAUACAGCAGUAAGACAAAGAUGGUGCAGCACAUCCGCAAGAAGCACCCGGAGUUUGCUCAGCUGCCGAACACAAUCCAUACACCACUGGCAACAGCCGUCAUCAGUUCCGCACCAGCUGUUCUCACCACUGACAGCACAACUGGAGAAACUGUUGUGACAACAGAUUUACUGACCCAAGCAAUGACGGAGAUAUCCCAGACCCUCACUACAGAUUACCGGACUCCCCAAGGAGAUUACCAGCGCAUCCAGUACAUCCCUGUGUCUCAAUCCACAACUGGCUUGCAGCAGCCACAGCACAUACAGCUGCAGGUUGUUCAAGUGGCCCAGGCUACCUCACCUCAUCAGUCCCAGCACUCCACAGUGGAUGUUGGGCAGCUCCAUGACCCCCAGACAUACACCCAACAUGCCAUCCAGGUACAGCACAUCCAGGUCACAGAGCCAUCACCAGCAACUCAGUCAUCAUCACAGGUUGGGGGUCAGCCUUUGAGUCCUUCCUCGCAACAACCUCAGCAGGAACUCAGUCCCUCACAGAUGCAGACAACUACAUCUACACCAAACCAAGCCCUCCAGCAGCAGCAAGGCUCCUCAGUCCAGCACACAUAUCUCCCCAGCAACUGGAAUUCAUUUCGGAGCUACUCAUCAGAGAUUCAGAUGAUGACCAUCCCACAAGGGCAGUACGUGAUCACAGAGACUGCUGUGGGUACCCCUGUCACCAGUGUUAAUGCAGGACAAGUGAAAGCAGUUACUCAGACUCACUAUGUGAUAUCUGAAGGUCAGCCUGAUUUGGAUGGUAAACAAAACUCUUCACUCUCCAGCGAGGUUCAGGUGGGCAUUUCCCAGCCCACAGCCCACACGGAUCCCUUGGAAUCCCAGACAAGCAACCAGCAGCAAACCACCCAGUACAUCAUCACGACCACCACCAAUGGGAGUGGCGGGAGCGAAGUGCACAUCUCGAAACCCAGGACUUUCUCAGCAGAGCAUGAGUGAAAGAGUACCAUUGGUACCAAGAGUACCAUGGUACCAUUGUCCUUGUCCUUGUCCCCUCCCUGAAAGCCCAGAUGUGAGGGUACCCUGGGGCUCUAUAUGUUAAUAUAUAUGCUCACCUUCCACUAAAAUCUUGGAGCUCUUGUUAAUGCUUUAAGAGGGUUCACUGUGACCAUGAAAUACCCUCAAAAUCCUUCUGGGAUGCUUUUAAUGCAGCUUUUAAGAAAAAGGACAAGAGAAAUGAAACCUCUGCUGGCCCUGGACUUUAUUUUUGGCAUGUCUGCUGACCCUUAUUUUUCCUUUAUGUAAGCGCGUCCAGAAGACAAUUUUAUUUCAACUGUAUGGGAAAAAGCUUGCCUAACUGAAGGCUUCCUGGCAGAUUGUCAUAUGUAUAUUUUUAACAGGAACCAUUAAACAGGAGAACAUAAUAUAAAUUACUAGAAUAUGGCAGAACUGCUUCCUGUGGCUUCUAGCAGCCAAGGUGAAAGGGAGUAUCCCUGUGCCAUAUGAGCAGAAUGCCUGCAGAAAGGAGCAGCAGCAGCCAACCAGUGGCUCCUGGUGUCCCCAUAUGGGGAUUGGAUUGAACAAUGAAGCUGUGAAGAUGUGCCGAAGCAGUCUAUUAAAUUAUUAUUUUUCCAGCCCUCCAGAACUGUUUACAUGCUGUCUGCCCUGCCGUGUUUUACCCAGCAGUUCCAGAAAGCAGGAAAAGCACAGUCUUAAAUCCAUGUUGUUUGGAACAAACUGAUUGAAAUGCCAGGAGCACCUAAGGGGUAGUACAGAGCCACCGUUACUUCUUUUCCCUCCAGUGUUUGCCGGGAAAAUUGUUUUUUUGCCUGUAAACAAAGAAAAAAAAAAGGCUCAGCUAAACCUGCACAGCAGCUUCUGCUGUGAUCUAAAAUAGUUGUGCCAGGAAAAAACGAGGAUACACAGCACUCCGCUGAAGGAAAGAGGUCGUUAUCUCUGUGGCCACCUCAAAGUAAACAUAUUUCUCCUCUUCAAAACUGGAUGGAGAGUUGGUUACUUUGAUUUUUUUUUUUCCAAAUAACCUUGUUAACAAUGCACUGUAAUUCCUUUGGACAGUUCCAGAAAACAAAUAGCCCUGGACUCAGGAUACACACAAGAAACAUACUAGUGGACCACUAUUUAUGGGACAUGGAAAGCUAUCUAUGAGGGUUGCCUGGUGUGAUGGACCUGGUCUGCAUACAGAAUUCAUGUUGCAUUUAGGGACCAGGAGAAAGGGAAAGAGAAGGUUUAUCUUUUAAGGCCAUGUAAUAUGUUUUUCCUUACAUGGUUCUCCUUCACAGGUUGUCUUGGUUGGUUGUUCAAGGCAUUCUGGUGGUUUCAAGAACAUGACUAGAACUCCAUUGACUCCUGAUGGGAUAUACCAUGUAUGUCUGAAUUUCCAUUCAUUGCUGUAAAACUCAUCCCACAACAUCUGUGCAUAACAGGAUACAUUUAUUUAUAAAACAAAUGCAAAGAAGUGUGCUGUGUCUUAAAGGCCCUUGAGACAUAA